CUCCAACCAAUCCACCAACGAAGAUCCAAGUUAGCAAAGACGUGUCUGCCUGCUCUCACGGCAUCCUUAUCCUUCCCGUAUCCUACAGACCUUGCUUUAUCAUCCUGGUUCACUCACGGGGCUCCACUCUUGUCACCACCCUCCCGGACGCCUGUCGACGCGUCAAUUCACCCCUUCACCACACCUCUGAAGGAUAGUGAACCAACAUGACGACUCCUAAACCCCCUACAACGCGUCAGAUGAAGGUCAAAAUCCUGUAUACGUUCGACACCACACAUGACCAUCCAUUCCUUGCAAGGUCGUCAACACCUAUAUCCAUCCGUCUUCUCAACGACACGCCAGGGCGUACAUUGGAUACGCCGCUGGUUGGUCUCGUUGAUCUUCGAACGUGUAUCUCGGCAGUCUGCUCCGCGUCGCCAGAACUUAUCGCCAAUGGACCGAAUGCUGCUGACUACACCGUCUACACAACCGACUACACGGAAAUGGAUGCACCAUUCCUUGGACAGGGGAUGCUUUCGUGGAUUUUGGGAAGUCCUGAGGCUGCUGAGAGACAUUACGUUACUGGACGCGUGAUCGGUGCUGGACCUAUUUACGGUGCAGGAGAGGUGUUGGAGGUCAAGUUGAAACUGUACAAGGUCGCUGGGGCCACGCAAGGUGAGUUCCUGACGGCUAUGAGGACGUAUGACGCGAUAAGCAAGGCAUUACCAAAGAGCUUUGACGUGCAGGCGUGGACGGCAUCGUUAAAGGGGCUCGCGGUGGAUGUUCAGACACAACUCCGACAACUUGCGGAAAUGACGCCUCCGGCUGAGGAGUUUGCACCGACGAAACGUUCGCUGUCGCGGGCUUCAUCAACGGCUGGAGGACGUAAAGCGUCUUUAUUGGCAAGUGGAAAACGCGUCGCACCGCAACAAGUGCACGAACGCUCGGUUGCUGCUUCCUCACCGGCAGCAUCGUCGCCUUCUUUUACGCCCGUAUUACCGAACGCACACCCUAUGUUGGGUUCCUCGCCUCCGCCGAUGCCCGGAAUGCCCCUUUCCACUAGCAACCUCAGCGACUGGCAAACCCAACGCGGCGCCUCCUCCCCUAUCCUUCCCAGCAUGCCCAUGGCCCCUCCCGCCUCCGCCAGCGCCUCAAUGGUCAGGAAAGCUUCUAUGCAUAGCGUUGCCGGAAGUACGAGUGGCCGCAAGGUCACCAUGAAGAUGGAUCCGGCAAAAGGUCAUGCCGUGGUCGUCAUCACUGGCGAGGACGACCAGGAGGAGCAGUCAAGGAAACGCGGACCCAGUGGGCCGAUGUCUGAGCCUGCUCCUGUCACGAAGAAGAGGAAGAAGGAGACUGCGCCCAGGAAGAAGGAUAUGCGUGGCCGGGACCGGGUACAGGCGAAUAACGCUGCGCGUCUCGCUGCAGUCCAGGCUGGAAACCCCACGUUUAUGGGACCUGGACAGACGCAAACGACACUUAGUGGCAAGAUUUGUCAGCAUUGUGGAACGAAUCAGACUGCUGCGUGGAGGAAAGUCAAUUGUGCGUUCGAGGCUUUGGAGGAAAGUCAGAGGUUUAACAACGAUGGAAAGGAUCGGAGGGAGAUGUUGUUGUGUAAUCCGUGUGGCGUGUUCUAUACCACCCGGAAACGCAUGCGACCGGAAGAGUUGUGGGAUCGGCCGAAGGGUACGGCUUCGGCGGAGAGUAAGGCGAGGAGACCGAAGGCGGCGAAGAAAGCCCCGAAGGAUUCGUUGAAGAGGAGUAUGUCUUCGCCUCCUAGACCCCUGGGUGCGACGGAUGGUGUCUUUGGCAACGAUGAUUUGGGGUUGACCACGGUUGAGGAGGAUAGAAUGAGCUCUACGGGCCGCGAAGCAUUGUCUGAUAUCGGAAUCGGUAAUGCGCCGAUUGAUAUGGGCGAGUGGCUUAACAUGUCACCCAUGAAGUUCUCACCAGCAAAGGGGAAGGAGAACCGUCCCUCUACGCCAGAGGCUUCGGCGAGACGGAAUAUUGACGAUUUCUUGAAGACGCCGACAAGGAGUACUGGGAGUUUCCAGAGUCCGACUGUUGCGCCGACGCCGAGUCCGUGGAAGAGCAGUAUCUUCAACCUGCUGGACAGCAAGGAAGCUCCGCCCAAGCCCUUGGGCUUCGAAAUCGUCGGUGGAGUGGAGAUGACGCCCCGUUCCAAGGCUGCUCUCGGAAACAUGCUCUCGCAAGCGGGUAUGGAAGACAUGAUUCCUCAACCCAAUUUCGGAGCGGGAACGGGUACGAGUCCGCAGACAGAUAUCCUGCCGAGUUCGCCGCCGCCGGGGUUAUUUUGUGAUGAUGAUGGUACGACUGCGUUGACAAGCUGGGGUGAAGGAAGCGAGGUUGACACGCCGUGCAACACUGCUGCAGCGGCUAAUGCUGGAAAGGUGCAGACCGUGGAUGGGUUGAAUAGAAUGCAGGUCAACUUUGAUGAUUUCUUCGGUGGACAGGGUGAGCUUGGUCUUGCGUGAUUGCGAUUAGGAGACUGGGUUUUGAGUUGUACUGAUAUGGUAGCGAUAUAUCGAUAAGUAUGGUGAUAGCAUUUUGUUUAGUUUUGCUUUGGAUAUGGCGUUUUAUUGGGGAUACCUGGUUAUAUUUGGACCGUGAUAGAUGAGGUUUCACUAGCAUACGAGAGCUUAGGGUCUCGACACAAUACAAAUGGAU
Molecule: messenger RNA, 2664 nt
Organism: Saitoella complicata NRRL Y-17804
Lineage: Eukaryota; Fungi; Ascomycota; Saitoellomycetes; Saitoellales; Saitoellaceae
Exons: 2
Coding region: 207-2471 (754 amino acids)
Biological process (GO): rDNA heterochromatin formation; silent mating-type cassette heterochromatin formation; regulation of transcription by RNA polymerase II
Molecular function (GO): sequence-specific DNA binding; zinc ion binding
Source: RefSeq, a predicted model, not a curated record